AGUAAAAAGCUGAGAAUGGACGAAGCUCCACCAUCGCGUGUACUCCACAUAAGGAAGCUACCCAAUGAAACCUCAGAAACUGAAGUCAUUGCCCUUGGGUUACCUUUUGGAAAAAUUACUAACAUCCUCACACUGAAGGGAAAGAAUCAGGCAUUCUUGGAGAUGGGGACAGAGGAGGCUGCAAUCACUGUGGUGAACUACUGCAAUACUGUAACUCCGCACAUCCAUAACGUUCCCGUCUUUAUUCAGUAUUCCAAUCACAAAGAACUAAAAACUGAUGCUGGCAAUCAGCGGACCCAAGCGGUUCUUCAGGUGGUGUCAGCAGUCCAGUCUGGUGGCUCAGCCGGCAUAGAGGUGCAGGAGGUUCUCACUGCAGUUUCCAGUCCUGUGCUGCGCAUUAUUAUUGACGACAUGUUCUACCCUGUGACACUGGAUGUACUGCAGCAGAUUUUCUCCAAGUUUGGCACAGUCAUGAAGAUAAUCACCUUCACCAAGAACAAUCAGUUCCAGGCUCUUCUGCAGUUCAGUGAUUCAGUCAAUGCACAACAAGCAAAACUGGCACUGGAUGGUCAGAACAUCUACAACUCAUGUUGCACGUUGCGUAUUGACUUUUCUAAGCUGGUCAACUUAAAUGUUAAAUAUAACAAUGAUAAAAGUCGUGACUGCACACGACCUGAGCUCCCAGCAGGUGAUGGCCAACCCAGUCUUGAUUCUUCUGCGGCAGCAGCCUUCAGCAAAGACUCCAACUCCCUGCUCGGUAAGAUCCCAGGAACGUUGAGCCCUCUGAGUGCAGCUGCUGCUGCUGCUGGGGUGGCCCUCACUGGACAGACUGGCACUUGUGGGGUCCUGUUGGUUAGCAGCCUUAACAAGGAGAUGGUUACGCCCCAAAGUCUCUUUACCCUAUUUGGAGUAUAUGGGGAUGUCCAGAGGGUGAAAAUCCUUUUCAAUAAAAAGGACAGCGCACUCAUUCAAAUGUCAGACUCCAACCAGGCACAGCUAGCAAUGAGCCAUUUAAAUGGACAAAAGAUGUUUGGAAAGAUCAUCCGAGUGACUCUGUCAAAGCAUCAAUCAGUCGCACUGCCUCGUGAUGGCCUGGAUAACCACGGCCUGACCAAGGACUUCACCAACUCCCUACUACAUUGCUUCAAGAAGCCUGGAUCCAAGAACUUUCAGAACAUUUUCCCACCCUCAGCCACUGUGCACCUGUCUAACAUCCCACAAGAUGUGGCUGAAGAUGACCUACGGCUCCUGUUCUCCAACACUGGAGGCACUGUGAAAGCAUUCAAGUUCUUCCAGGAUCCUAAAAUGGCUUUAAUCCAGAUGUCAUCUGUGGAGGAAGCCACCCAGGCUUUAAUUGACCUUCACAACUACAAUAUGGGAGGCAACCAACAUCUGAGAGUUUCCUUCUCCAAGUCCACUACGUGCUGA
This is a messenger RNA of Thalassophryne amazonica, 1428 nucleotides long. RefSeq names its product polypyrimidine tract-binding protein 2-like. Gene Ontology annotation, cellular component: nucleus. Gene Ontology annotation, biological process: regulation of RNA splicing; mRNA processing. NCBI's taxonomy places the organism in Eukaryota, Metazoa, Chordata, Actinopteri, Batrachoidiformes, Batrachoididae. Gene Ontology annotation, molecular function: mRNA binding. The record is from RefSeq and is a predicted model, not a curated record.